This is a messenger RNA of Marasmius oreades (fairy-ring Marasmius), 1888 nucleotides long. RefSeq lists its product as uncharacterized. Gene Ontology annotation, molecular function: GDP-Man:Man(3)GlcNAc(2)-PP-Dol alpha-1,2-mannosyltransferase activity. Gene Ontology annotation, cellular component: endoplasmic reticulum membrane. The transcript is spliced from 8 exons. NCBI's taxonomy places the organism in Eukaryota, Fungi, Basidiomycota, Agaricomycetes, Agaricales, Marasmiaceae. Gene Ontology annotation, biological process: protein N-linked glycosylation. Bases 1 to 1623 code for a protein of 540 amino acids. The record is from RefSeq and is a predicted model, not a curated record.
AUGAUUUUGUUAUACGUGACACUGUUAUACGCAGUGUCACGGGCUCUAGCUUUAUCGGUUACCAUUCUCGACCACAACCAGAUGCUAAUACUUGCUCUCUUCGUUUAUGCUGCAGUCUCUGGCCUAGUAUCACUCGCUAUUCCUUGGCUGCUACUCAGUCUUUAUUUUACUCGAAUUCGAUCAACGAACGUUAGCCGUCGGAAUCAUGCACUAAAACAACUCGGCAUUACAAUUACAGACAACCUGCGGCUCGUUGGAUUCUUUCAUCCCUACUGCAAUGCAGGUGGUGGUGGAGAGCGCGUCCUAUGGACUGCAAUCGCCUUAUUUCAAAGGAAUGAACCCGACGUUGUCCCCGUCGUUUACAGUGGAGAUAUCGAUGCCACCAAGGAGGAAAUACUUGCCAAAGUAAAGGCCCGUUUCGACAUCGCUUUAGACCCCACGAAAAUCAUUCUUGUCUUCCUUCGUCAUCGAAAGCUGGUAGAAGACUCCACUUGGCCCUUUUUCACUCUCCUGGGUCAAAGCAUAGGUUCUAUGUUUCUUGCUUGGGAAGCCAUGAAUAAGCUGAUCCCUGACCUCUACAUCGACACCAUGGGUUACGCCUUCACCUUCCACGUUGUCACAUGGGUCGCCAACAUACCCUCCGGUGCCUACGUUCAUUAUCCCACUAUUAGCACCGACAUGCUUAGAAGGGUUCAAUCUCGACAGCGAGGACAUACGAACUCAAAUGCAAUAUCGUCUUCGUAUAUUCUCAGUUCAGCGAAACUAAUGUAUUACCGCUUUUUCAUGUACUACUACUCCUCAUCCCUUCGAAGCGCCGUCUUCCUUAUGGUCAACUCCUCAUGGACCAAGAAUCACGUCGAUUCCGUUCUCAGUCAUUCCGAUCCCUUCAUCGACUUUCUACAUUUCUUCGUUCCGCCUUUACUCAUCUUACGCUACCUUACUUCACAGAACAAAAGUCCCGUUGCCUCUUCGCGAAUCGUUUACCCUCCUUGUGAUACCCGUGAGAUGGCCAAGUUUCCGUUGACGAAUAGGGAAAAGGUUAUUGUCAGCGUAGCCCAAUUUCGCCCUGAGAAAGAACACGCUACGCAGUUGUACGCGCUGCAUGAGUUAGUCACCCGUCAUCCGGUAUACAGAGUUCAAGGGAAGGAGGUCAAACUCGCUAUGAUCGGAGGAAGUAGGAAUGAAGAAGAUGCAUCGAGGGUUGCUAACUUGCGAAGCCUUGCCAAGGAGUUGGAGCUGGAGGACCGUGUUGAGUUUCUUGUCAACGCACCUUAUGCGGAUAUGUUGUUACAGCUUUCGAGAGCUAGUAUUGGGAUGAAUACGAUGGUGGAUGAACAUUUCGGGAUCAAUGUUGUGGAGUAUAUGGCAGCAGGAGUCAUUCCCGUUGUACACGCUUCUGCUGGACCUCUGAAUGAUAUUGUUGUACCGUUCAAUGGGAUGCCUACAGGAUACCACGCAAAAACCUCCAAAGAGUUUGCAGAGGUGUUACAUACGGCUUUAUCUCUGACGUCAGAAGAAGAUUCCGCUAUUCGUGAACGUGCUAGAACCUGGGCUGCGAAAAGAUUUUCGGAAGGAGAGUUUGAGAAGGGGUGGGAUGGCAGUGGGUGGAAGAGGUGGUUAUGAGAAGUUGUCGAAGGUGGAUCUUGGACGUAUUAAGUAUAUGGCAUGAUUUAUUGUCAAUUCGGAUAUACAAAACGUUCUCGAGUUCAAGCGGGACAUUUAGACUCGUGGCCUCACCGCGCGAGUCACUUGGCGAAGGUGUGGUGAAGAGGUCUGUCGAGCCUAGUGGCCUGUGGAAGGCUGGAGGACAAACGCAGGACUUUCAAGCCAUUAUGCAUUAUCCCUUGUUACUGCGUCCAGACUGUUUGUAUUUUACAAACAAGCCCCC